This is a messenger RNA of Populus euphratica (Euphrates poplar), 1245 nucleotides long. RefSeq lists its product as uncharacterized. Bases 598 to 1137 code for a protein of 179 amino acids. The transcript is spliced from 2 exons. NCBI's taxonomy places the organism in Eukaryota, Viridiplantae, Streptophyta, Magnoliopsida, Malpighiales, Salicaceae. The record is from RefSeq and is a predicted model, not a curated record.
GAAAAUGUUCUCUUCCACAAAUAGUUCUAUCAAUCCUUUUCCAAACCUUUCUUCUACACCUUACAACCCUUCUCCUGACAUUAUCGACCAUGAAACUAAAGAUAUUUUCCUUUACCACCACCACAAUCCACUCUCAAUUCCUUUAAAUCCAAUCAGUACAGUACCCGCCAUUGACACCGAGCUUAACAUUAUGGCAGCUUCAAACAACGCCAUAAUGUCUAAGCAAGAUGUUCAUGCUCUCAAUGGACAACAAUAUAACCCUUCCCAUUUUCUUUCUGGAAAAAUAUCUAUGAAGAAAGAUAGGAACGCAAAAAUCUACACUUCUAAAGGAUUGAGAGAUAGGAGAGUGAGAUUAUCCAUUGAAAUCGCUCGUAAGUUCUUUGGUCUCCAAGACAUGCUAGGGUUUGAUAAAGCAAGACCCUAGACUGGCUGCUCACCAAAUCAAAAAAAGCCAUUAAGGAAUUAGCGCGGAAUGGAGGUGUGGGAAGUUUGUCUUCUACUUCUACUAAUUGUGAAGUUGUAUCUGAAAUUGGUGACCUAGAGGAGAGAGUACUUUCAAAGAGUGCGUCACUGGCCUGUGUUUCUACUGACAAAAGGAUGAAGAAGUUGAGAAACAGAACAGCCAGUUUUCUUGCCAAAGAGUCAAGGGAAAAGGCUAGAGAAAGAGCAAGGGAAAGGACUUUAGUGAAAAUGUGCACUAGAAGACUCAAUGAGCCAAAAAAAUGUCCUGACUCUAGCCCUAGUUGCUUGAACCAGCAUCAAAUAUCAUGUAAGAAAUCAGCUGCUUACAAUGGGAAAUCCUCCUUGAAGGUUAUCGCUCCUGAUCAAGUUGAAGGUCCUAGCUCCCACUACUCACUUCCCAAUCAAUCGCCUAGAGGAAACAUUUUCGAAGAGUCCUUAGUGAUCAGGAGGAAGUUGAAGCCAUCAGCAACAAAGGGUUACCAGCACAACUUUCCGAUGUUAAGAGAUGCGAGUUGCAACAACAACAGCAGCGCCAGCGACUUACCCAAUUUAGCCCAAAAUUGGGACAUUAGCAGUGCAAAUAUUGCGCACUCCAGCUUCCGUGCUUUCAUCAACAUGAAUCCGUCUACAGAACUACAACUCCAUGGAAAACUUUGGGGGACUGAGAACAAUUGAUGUCAACAAUACAUAAGAUGGUAUAUGAUCAGUACUAUAACUAAAGAUGUAAGCUUCAGUUCUCUCGCUGUAUCUUUUGGUAUCCUAGAAACUGAGUACCUUUAUAUA